Messenger RNA from Misgurnus anguillicaudatus (oriental weatherfish), 2318 nucleotides. RefSeq names its product histone deacetylase 10 (gene hdac10). The record is from RefSeq and is a predicted model, not a curated record. Gene Ontology annotation, molecular function: deacetylase activity. Lineage: Eukaryota; Metazoa; Chordata; Actinopteri; Cypriniformes; Cobitidae. Gene Ontology annotation, biological process: epigenetic regulation of gene expression.
CAGCCAGUCGAUGGCAGUAAUGUGCAGCGCGCGUCACAUUCAUUCCACCGCGAGGAAACGAACACAAACACGGGCGCGUGUACUUCCUAAAGACUGAACUGCUGUCAUAAAACACUGUCAUUUACUUUAGUUUACCAUUUCAUUUAACGGAUACACAAGGCUGUACAUACAUUAGUGUGUAAAAUGGCAUCAGGAUGCGCACUUAUCUUCGACGAGGAGAUGAGCCGUUAUAAACUCCUCUGGACAGAUCCAGCAUGUGAAAUUGAGGUCCCCGAGCGCUUAACCGUGUCUUAUGAAGCUCUUAAAACUAAUGGUGUUGUGCAGAGAUGUACAAGGGUGCCGGUUCGACAGGCCACUGAGCAAGAGAUUUUACUUGGGCACAGUGAGGAGUAUCUAGAGGCUGUGAAACAAACUCCCAAAAUGACAGCGGAGGAGCUGAUGGAAUUUUCAAAACAGUACAAUGAUGUUUAUUUCCACCCAAACAUCUAUCACUGUGCUAAGUUAGCGUUGGGUGCCACACUUCAGCUGGUGGACAGUGUUAUGAAGAGAGAGGUCAGGAAUGGCAUGGCACUGGUGAGGCCUCCAGGACAUCACGGUCAGCGCUCUGCUGCCAGCGGCUUCUGCGUGUUUAAUAAUGUGGCCAUCGCUGCGCUGUAUGCUAAAAAAAACUACAACCUGAAGAGGGUUUUGAUUGUAGACUGGGACGUCCACCAUGGACAGGGUAUCCAGUACUGUUUUGAGGAGGACCCAAGCGUUCUUUAUUUUUCCUGGCAUCGUUACGAGCAUCAGACCUUCUGGCCGAAUCUCCCAGAGUCAGACUACAACAGCGUCGGGAAGGGCAAAGGGUCCGGCUUUAACGUCAAUCUCCCCUGGAACAAGAUUGGGAUGACGAACAGCGACUACCUCGCAGGCUUCUUCCACGUUCUCUUACCCAUCGCAUACGAGUUUGAUCCAGAGUUGGUUCUGGUGUCUGCCGGUUAUGAUUCAGCCAUCGGAGACCCAGAGGGUCAAAUGGUUGCAUCCCCUGAGAUCUUUGCCCAUCUUACCCAGCUCCUGAUGCCUCUGGCUGCUGGCAAAAUGUGUGUUGUCCUUGAGGGUGGGUACAACUUGACUUCUCUAGCCCAAUCAGUUUGCCAGACCGUCCAGACCCUUCUUGGAGAUCUGGCCCCUGAACUGUCAGGGCUCAGUGGCCCUUGCGAGAGUGCACUGGAAUCUAUUCAGAAUGUUCGCAGAGCUCAUUCAUCUUACUGGAGCUGUCUUAAACAAUCUGACACAAAUUCAGAUGCAAACAGCAAACGACGCAAACUGGAGGAGAACAACAGUGAAGUGAAAGUUAAUGAGAAUCCUUCACCAGAUGCAGAAGCCAAAGAGACGACACAGGAUCUUGUGUGGCCUGAACCUUUACCCAGGUCGGCUCCUGCGGUGCGCACAGUUGUGGCGCCCCCUUCUGGUGCUCAGGUGUCAUUGCCAGACGGCUGCCAACCUUUAGGAGGAAUUUCCAAAGCGGCUACUGAAGAAGCACAAAGAAUCUGGGAUAAAGAUUUUAAAGAAAAAGCAGACCAGAUAAACCUCCAGGCUUUUGGAAAUAUAAUUUCAGUUCUUGAUAAAAUGAAGAAUAAAGAGGUGUGUAAUGGAUGCGUAUCGGUGUCUGAUCUGAAUGUGUCUGUACGCUGUGCUCUUCAACACGCACUUGCACAUCUGGCUGAACGGGUGCUGGUUGUUUUUAUUGGAGAUGGGAAAUGGCCAGUCGACACCUCUGAUGGGAAGAUCUUACUCAUCCAGAUCUGUGGUGAAGAAUCAGAAGAGGCAAACUCUUUGAGCCACAUGUCCUUGCGUUUCAGAGAGGGUGAAGGUUUCACUUCAGGUUUCAUGCAGGCAGUGCUUGGUCUUCUUUUACCCCUGGCUUAUGAGUUUAAACCUGGCCUGGUGCUGGGUGUUGUGGGAGAGGGCAAAUGGAUGAGUCAUCUACCACCAGUCUGGGGUCAUUUGAUCAGUUUGCUCCAAGGCCUGGCACAGGGCCGGACACUCGCUUUACUGCAGGGUAAUGAUAAACAUCUGAUGGAGAUUACAGUUCUUGCCCUCUCUGGGGCCUCUGUCCCUCCUCUCGGGGCCCUGGCGGCCCCCAGAGCUGAAGAUGUUGAGAUGAUGGAGAAGCAGAGAUGUAGACUUCAGAAGAGAUGGAGUCUUCUGCGCCGUACAGUUUCAGAAAGCUGAUGGAAACCUCUGAGAACUCUCUUUCCUGUGGCAUCUCUCUGUUGUUGGAAAUUAUGUAUUUUUAUAUACUUUUUCACUUUUGUUAUUAAAGCGUAAUCUAAUAU